This is a messenger RNA of Mixia osmundae IAM 14324, 975 nucleotides long. RefSeq lists its product as uncharacterized. Gene Ontology annotation, biological process: protein polyubiquitination; DNA repair. Gene Ontology annotation, molecular function: methylated-DNA-[protein]-cysteine S-methyltransferase activity; ubiquitin protein ligase activity; metal ion binding. The transcript has 2 exons. Lineage: Eukaryota; Fungi; Basidiomycota; Mixiomycetes; Mixiales; Mixiaceae. Bases 1 to 975 code for a protein of 324 amino acids. The record is from RefSeq and is a predicted model, not a curated record.
AUGCAGAUUACAUUCCUUGGCCGCAAGAUCUUCUUAAAUUCGAUAAGCGCGACCGCUUUCAUGAAUUUCUUGACUGACACCGCGUCACCGAAUGAUCGAAACCCGACAGCGAUCAGUGCUAUGAACGAGAUCACCCUCACCAAGCGCAAGGAGAUUCCCUGCAAGUUCUUCAACGAGGGUUACUGCUGGCGGGCCGCCAGAUGUCACUUCAAGCAUGCAUCCAGCGCAGGCUCAGCGCCAGACAAGCUCGAAGACUGGUCAUCAGAGUUCACUUUAGCGGGGCCAAGCGGAUCAGCGGCGCGAUCGGCGGAAGAGGAGCAAGACGCCUGCGUGAUCUGUCUCGAAGUGCCAAGUCAGAGCUAUGGCCUGCUGGAGGCCUGCUCGCACUGCUACUGCCUCGGCUGCAUUCGCAAGUGGCGUGAUCGUAAGGACAAAGAAAUUAGCGCAGACGGCGUGCGCAAGACCUGCUGCGUCUGCCGCAAUCGCAGCCAUUACAUCAUCCCAUGCCACCGCUUCCUUGCUCAAGGGCCAGAGAAGGAAGCUGUCGUCAAAGGCUACCUCGACAAGUGUGCUGCGACGAAGUGCCGAUAUUUUGAAGCGAGUGAUCAUACUGAAUGCCCCUAUGGCAUAUCGUGUCACUACAAGCACGAGACGGCGGACGGCAAGGUCUACGAAGGCUUCACGCAUACAUUCGAGGACACCCAAGAGCUACGACAGGCCAGGCGACAGGCUCGCAGCGCUCGCAGUGCCAGGCGGCGCAACGGCAGCUUACCAUCACGCAAUAUGCUUAGGCCCGGCGAGCGGCUCCUCUUCGCCACUGACGAGGAGAUGCGAGCGCAUUUGUUUGACGAAUUCGCCCUAGCCGUGCUGGACGACUAUCUGGCUGAAGAUGAAGAUGAUGAGGACGAGUACGACGACGACGACGACGACGACGAUGAUGAUGAUGAUGCUCACCAAUAUCGCGAUAGAGACUGA